UAGUAAAACAUUACUAACUGCACAGUUCACGGAUAUUUAAUUAAUGGCUUUGUUACAACAGCUUCUUGUUUUUGUGGCAUUUGCAAGUUUCACUGAAGGAGAUGGUUUGUUGCCUGAUGGUCCUCUGAAUGCAGCUGUAGGAGAAACUGUGAUGUUCACUACAACACUGUCUCCAACAGAGAAACCGUUUCAAUCUGUGAACUGGAAUGUUAAUUUCUCUACAACUAUAAUAACCAUGAUUAACUCAGAAGAAACUAUUGCACCUGAGUAUGAAGGCAGGAUCACCUUCUUCCCAUCUACUGCGUCUGUGGAGCUCAGGAGUCUCACUCUGGAUGACACUGGAGAUUACACUGUUAACAUUAUACAAGAUGGAAAAGCCCAGCAGGGUCGUACUACUCUGUUGAUAUACGUGAAAGUCUCCAAUGUGUUGGUAACUUCCAGCAGCACAGACUUGGUUGAGUUCAGUGCUUCUGUCUCUCUGUCCUGCUCUGCCUCUGGAUCCUCUCUCUCUUUCCUCUGGUUGAACGGCAGCUCUGAGGUUACAGCAAGUGACAGAGUUCAGCUCACUGAUGGAGGCUCCAGUCUGACUAUAAUCAAUGUGACCCGCUUUGACCAGGGACCAUUCAGGUGUCGUGUGUCCAAUCCUGUCAGUACUGUUACCAGUGAUCCAGUAAACCUCUCCAUCAGCUAUGGCCCAGAAAAUAUCAAUUUGAUGUUAUCUCCACCACAAGGAUACUUUGCUGAGGGGUCAGACAUCAGCCUCACCUGCUCGGUUGGAUCCAGACCUCCUGCUCAGUUUAAGUGGUUUCUGAAUGGAGAUCAGCUGUCUGAUACUGAAGAGCUCAGACUGAUGAACGUUAACAUGAGUAACAGUGGAAACUACAGCUGUCAGGCCUUUAACAACAAAACUCUGAGAUCUCAAACGUCUGAGUCUUCAGCCAUCACUGUGCUGGAGGAAAUAUCAGGUUCUUCUGUCAAACCAUCAAUAAACCUGCCAGUUGAGGGAACAUCUGUCAGUUUAACCUGUGAGGCUUCUGGCUCAGUCUUUACAAGGAACUGGAUGAAGGAUGGCUCCGAACUGACCCCGACUGACAACAUGAUCCUUUCUGACAAUAACAGAGUGUUGACCUUUGACACUGUGAAGAGGAAAGACAAUGGAGAAUAUUUCUGCCAGAUCAGCAACCCCAUCAGCAGUGAUGAAGCUAAAUACAAUAUGACUGUUAAUUAUGGACCAGAAAAUGUUCAAAUCAAAGGUCCAAAUAAGAUAAAUAUCAAAGGCACCUUAAAACUGACCUGCUCUGCUGAAUCCACACCAACUGCCAGAUUCACCUGGUUCUUAAAUGGGACAGAGAAACUCACCAAUUCAGCUGAGUACAUUAAAGAAGAGGUUGAACUUUCUGACAGUGGAAACUACACCUGUCAAGCCUGGAAUAAUAUAACUAAGAAAACAUCAUCAUCAGCUGUGCAUGGACUGACUGUAACAGAAAAAUCAUCAGGAUUAUCUGCUGGUGCCAUCGCUGGAAUAGUAAUUGCAUGUUUAGUCCUUGUUGCUGCAGCUGUUGGUGGCGGAUACUACUUUUAUAAGAAAAAGUAAGUU
Haplochromis burtoni (Burton's mouthbrooder) is the source of this 1597-nucleotide messenger RNA. Its product is annotated as carcinoembryonic antigen-related cell adhesion molecule 6-like. NCBI's taxonomy places the organism in Eukaryota, Metazoa, Chordata, Actinopteri, Cichliformes, Cichlidae. Bases 44 to 1594 code for a protein of 516 amino acids. The record is from RefSeq and is a predicted model, not a curated record. The transcript has 7 exons.